This is a messenger RNA of Impatiens glandulifera, 4619 nucleotides long. Its product is annotated as putative E3 ubiquitin-protein ligase LIN-1. The record is from RefSeq and is a predicted model, not a curated record. Gene Ontology annotation, molecular function: protein binding; ubiquitin-protein transferase activity. NCBI's taxonomy places the organism in Eukaryota, Viridiplantae, Streptophyta, Magnoliopsida, Ericales, Balsaminaceae. Bases 40 to 4518 code for a protein of 1492 amino acids. Gene Ontology annotation, biological process: protein ubiquitination. The transcript has 15 exons.
UUACAUGUUUUCUUCAAACAUUGGAUUUUCUUUCUAAACAUGGCUGGAAACUAUGGCUUCUCAAUGGACCCAGAGAAUACAAAAAAAUAUCUGGUAACAACUGUUGGAAGUUUUCUCCAAGAUAGAUUGCUUGAUAAAGAACUGAGAAUCCAACAGAAAGAACAGUGUGCAGAGAGAUUGGCAGCCGAGGAUGGGACUAAUGACAAGGACAUGGAAGUUGGGUACUCUGAUCAAGCUGUGUUAGCCAAUUUAGAUUGGGGAAUUGAUGCCCUUGAUGAAGCAAUUAACACUAGUAAUAUGGAAACUAAGCUGGCACGCCUUGAUUAUGCAGAGAAGAUGUUACAGGUUUGUGCCAUGUUGAAUUCUGGCCGAAAAACUGCAGGGGUACCUAACUUUUAUCUGUCUGCUUGGGCCCAUCUCAACCUUUCUUAUUUGUGGAAAUUGAGGAACAAUUCCCAUAAUGCUGUUCUUCAUAUCCUUGAGAUGUUCCAUGUUGACCCUUUCUUCUCUCGCAUAGAUUUUGCCCCUGAACUAUGGAGAGAUCUAUUUCUUCCUCACAUGAGCGCAAUUGUAGGAUGGUACACUCAGGAAAGACGUAGGCUUGUAAUGGAAGCUAUACCAGAUUCCUCUGAUUUGUCAUUGACUGUUGAUUUUGAUCAAUGUUUCAAUGAAUCUCUAAUAUUUUCUUUGAGGCCUGAUCAAGCGGAAAAAGUGCAGAGACUGGAAGAGCUUUAUGGACAAUCACUGGAUGAAAACACAAAGCUCUACGCUAAGUAUUAUCGAGAAAGCAUGAUGAAUGUUGAUUCUACAAAUGGGAAAGUGAUUCCCAUGAUACCAAUAGCCGAGCCACCCAUGACUCCUUUGCAUGAAGUUAGCAGGUCUAUUCCUGACUUCAUCAAAUUUGGACCCAUCUUGCCAAAGAGUGCUGGAUUCUCUCCAAUGAUGAAACAUAGAAGAAAUGAAAGAGAAGAAGGUACAAGUCCUCAUUCCAGUCGAUCGUGGAGAACUUCCACCACCAUGGAAGACCAAGGAGAGUCUUUCAUUUCAAAUAUGCAAGAAAACGGAGAUGAAUUUGACAAGGAGCGUGAUGCGUGUGAGAAUUCUGAGAUUAAAUCUCACAUAGUACCUCUUAACAGCUUCAGGAUGAACAAUUAUGAUGGAACUAACCUUAAUACCAAAUCAAAAGAAUCAAAUAGUAGUAGGAGGCAUUCUCCUCUGCAUUCCCCUACAACUCCUUCUCCAAAGAAUUCGCCAUCUUCAGGACAAGACGUACAUCAUUGGAAGAAUCCUGUUUCUGUGUUACGACUUUUGUCAACUCGUGCUGCUGCAGAGUCCCCCAUUAACUCCCCAUCACCUGUUGCUUCUCCUCAACUGCGUGAUGAUUCAAGUAGUGGUUCCUUAGACUCAGAUUGUGAAUCAACGGGGAUAAAGAGAGGCGGUAGGAGAAAAGUUGGUCCCGAGUGGAGCACGGAUUUUGAAAAUGUAGCCAGCCAAGAACAAAGGAAUAGCCCACUAAUGAGUGGAAGUGAUGAAGGAAGUUAUAGUAGUGCAUCUCUACCACUGUCUGAGAAAUUAUCUCAAGCAAGACCAAAGGAUUUUGUCUGCCCAAUCACUGGACAAAUCUUUGAUGAUCCUGUGACCCUUGAAACAGGCCAGACAUAUGAAAGAAGAGCAAUUGAAGAAUGGAUGAACAGAGGAAAUACAUCUUGUCCUAUCACAAGGCAACCUUUAUCUGCAUCCACGCUUCCAAAAACAAACUAUGUUCUAAAGAGGCUAAUAACCACCUGGAAAGAGCAGAAUCCCGAUAUUGCUCUGGAGUUUUCUUAUGCAGAAACACCUAGAAGUUCUCUCAGUAAUCUCUCUUCAAAAGAAACAUCCACUCCAUCUAGAGUGUCUAAUAGCCCUUCUAACAAUAGAGCAAGGACUGAAUAUAGCAACACUAGUAGGCUGAGUAGAUUUAUGCGAGAAACAGAGUCAAAAUCACCAACCAGUGUGAUAUCUCAGGCUGCUCUUGAAACAAUAAUAAAUGGUUUGGAACCCCACAUUACAUGUUUAUGCACUUCCGAGAAUUUACAAGAAUGCGAAGCAGCUGUCUUGACUAUCGUGAAAAAAUGGAAGGACGCAAAAGGUGAUCCUGGUCUUCAUUCUUUCUUGUCCAAGCCUACAAUAACAAAUUCAUUCAUGGAGAUAUUAACAGCUUCUAUGAACAGGGAGAUUCUAAGUGCAUCUGUUUACAUCCUCUCUGAACUAAUAUUUGCUGAUGAUGGUGCUGUUGUUGAAACCCUCACAAACGUGAACUCUGAUUUUGAUUGUUUGGCUUCUCUUCUUAAAAAUGGCCUAGCUCAUGCUUCUGUUCUUAUAUACUUAUUGAGACCAACAUUCUCUCAGCUUUCAUCUCAGGAUCUUGUGCCCUCUCUUGUCCAACUUAUUUUAAUGAAAAGUGACGAGUUUGAGGAAUUUCAAUUGGUUAUGGAGCCCAAGGAUGCUUCCAUAGUAAUACUUGACCAAUUGCUGACAGGAGGAGAUGAAAACAGCAGGAUAGUUAACGCCAAGAAUGUUGUUGAUGCAAAUACUAUCCCUGUGUUGGUUAAAUGCCUAGACAGGACUGAUGUGAGGCAGUCUGUUGUAUCCAUACUGUUUUACUGUAUGAUGGCAGAUAAGAGUUGCAAGAACAUAAUAGCGAGCAGGGUUGAGUUGUCUCUCGUUCUUGAAUUGUUUCAUAGUGGAAAUGAUGGCGUCAAAGGCCUGUGUGUUGAUUUUUUAUCUGAAUUGGUUCAACAGAACAGGAGAACAUCUUGCAACCAGGUUCUGCAGAUAAUUAAGGAUGAAAGGGAAUUUAGUAUCAUGCACACCUUUCUUGUCUACUUACAGAUGGCUCCAAUGGAUCAGCAGCCUUCUCUAGCUACUCUUCUUCUUCAGCUAGAUCUCCUGGUUGAUCCUCGGAAGAUGAGCAUUUACAGAGAAGAAGCUAUUGAUGCCUUGAUUGAAGCUCUUCUCAGAAAGGAGUUUCCCAAUUUCCAAGCAGUAGCUCUUGAUUCAAUAUUGUUUCUUUCUGGCAGACUGGCUCCUUCAGGAAAGCCUUGUGCUGAAGCCUGGUUACUCAAGAUUGCAGGCUACAACCAAGCCUACGAUGCUAUGAUGAAAAUCGACAACAUCAACAGACAAGAAAACGAAAGGAUAUUGGAAGAUGAAGAAAAGGUUGCACGUUCUUGGGAGAAGAAGGUAGCAUUUGUGCUUUGCAACCAUGAUAAGGGUGUCAUUUUCAAAGCUUUGGAGGAAUGUCUAAAGAGUACCUCAAUAGUAGUGGCGAAGUCGUGCCUUGUCUGUGCCACAUGGCUGAUAUAUAUGCUGUAUAGGCUUCCUGAUACUGGUAUAAGAGACGUUGCUCGCAAACAUUUACUCCAACAGUUCAUAAAUGUGAUUCAAUCUUCCAAAAACUUUGAGGAGAAGAUAUUGGCAGCAAUUGCUUUGAGGAGCUUCAUAAAUGAUGCUAGCGCACUAAAAGAUAUUGGCAUGUAUGCUAGAUGCAUUUACAAAGCUUUGAGAAAGCUUAAGAAGAAUUGCAAGAUGAUAAAAGAUAUACUAAAAGCUUUGAUUAAUUUGCCAACUGUAAAUCCUGCCGAGUUAUGGAGUUGUAGUGAAGCUGCGGAACUAGAUUCAUGCACAAACGGAGAGGUUCUUUCUUUGUUGCAUCUCCGAGGUCGUCUUAUAAGUUCUCAUUCUGAUGGAACUAUAAAGGUCUGGAAUGCUAGUAAGAAGGUUCCACAUCUGAUUCAAGAAGUUUGUGAACAUGCAAAAGCUGUAACAUGCCUUUAUGUUCCAUCUUCAAGCAACAAAUUAUACAGUGGUUCCCUUGACAAAACAAUUAGGGUAUGGGCAAUAGAGCAUGAUGGAAUACACUGCAUUCAGGUUCAUGAUGUAAAAGACUCAGUUCACAACCUGAUUGCAAAUGCAGAUGUUGCAUGUUUUUCAUCCCAUGGAAUAGGAGUCAAGAUUUACAACUGGGUAGGAGUCCCAAAGCAUAUAAACUUUAACAAAUCAGUUAAAAGUCUUGCCGCAUCAGGAAGUAAACUAUAUUGCGGUUGUAGCGGUUACAGCAUACAGGAAGUUGAUUUAUGCGACUACACCAGUUGUACGUUUUAUUCUGGUACAAGAAAGUUGUUGGGCAAACAAAUCAUACAUUCUCUGUAUGUUCAAAAUGGACUUCUCAUUUCCGGAGGCUCCUCUGUUGACGGUUCAGCAGGAAAGGUUUUCUCUCUGUCUUCAAAAUCUGUAAUGGGAUCAUUAUCAACUGGACAUGACAUACACCAAAUAGCUGUGAAUAAUGACUUUAUUUUUGCUGCUACUAAAUUGGGAACUGUUGAAGUAUGGUUGAAAGAAGGAAUGGAAAGAGUUGCUUCCAUUAAUGCAGGUAUUGGGGGAAGUGGAAAGUUAGUAUCACUGGUGUCGGAUAAAGAUGGAGAUAUGUUAUUUGCUGGAUUCUCUGAUGGAAAAAUUCGGGUAUGGAGUUUGGAAUGAGUGAUAUUCAGAAUAUAUGAAUCUUAAUUCAAUGUUGAAGCAAGAGAAAUCUAUGAGUCUUUCAGCAUAAUCUCUUUAAGCACAUAAAUAUUUGUACAGAC